AUGACGAAUAUUGAUAACGAACAAAAAAGUACUAAGAAUACAACAAAAGUGGUAAUUAUCACAUCAGUAGAUGAUGAUAACGAUAAUAUUCUUUCAUGUUUAAAUCCAUCAAAUAUUGAAACAUUUGUUGUUGAUUUAAAUCAUACAGAUCUAGUCAAUGUUUAUGAAAAUCAUAAUAAAAAUAAAAAACGAACUUUAUCUCAAACGGAACAUGAUUCAUUAAUUGAUAUGAAUAAAAAUAUGAAUAUGAAAAAGCGUAAAGCUGAUUUAACAUGCGUUGUUUGUGGUGGACAAGCUAUUGGUUAUAAUUUCGCACAAAUUACAUGUGAAUCUUGCAAAGCAUUUUUUCGUCGAAAUGCUUUACAUCCAAUCGAAAAAACUAAAUGUACUCAAAAUCAAACUAAUUUUAAUAAAAUACAUUGCGAUGUUCAGUUUAAUGUUAAACGUAAAUGUCAACGUUGUCGAUUAUUGAAAUGUUUUCAACAAGGUAUGCGUAAAGAUUUUAUUUUAACUGCUGAAGAAAAAAAAUAUAAACAAGAACGUUUGGAAGAAAAUCGUCGUUUACGUACUACAUUCGUUAAUGAUGAUAAUAAUAUUGAAAGUCAAGAAGAAAUCAAACCUACAAUAAUACAUCAAAAAUCUGAACCAAUUGUUAAUAAUUCAUCAUAUCCAUCAUUGCUUAGUGAAUCUGACCGGGCAUGUUUAUUACAUAUUCAAAGUGCAUAUUUGUCUGCAUCACAAUCAACUCCACAUGCAUCAUCUGUUAUUUCAUUAGAAUUAGCGCCUGAUAAAAUCUCAGCAUUUAUGAGUACAUUUGAUAUACAAAAUCUUGCUGCAGUUAAAUUAAUUAAUUUUAUAAGAGAAAUUCCGGAAUUUGAACAACUUGAUGAACAUGAUCGUUUAAUACUUGUUAAAUAUAAUUUAACAUUACUUUUUCUUAUACGUCAUUCAUUAACAUUUGAUUCUGUACGUGAAUUAUGCUAUGAUCUUGAUACAACUGAUACGAUUUCACCAACAGAUGAAGCAUUUGCUUUACAAUGUAAAAGUUUAUUUAUUCUUUGUUAUGGUUAUGAAUUUAAUCAAGCUGUUAUAGCUAUUCUUCAUGUUCUUGUCAAUAUAGUUAAUAAAGAUCCAAUAAUAGUUCAGUUAUUAAUGCUUAUUAUGAUUUUUUCCAAAGGUUUAUCAGCUGAUAAUGAACGAGAACCAAUUUUAAAUGAUGAACAACGUGUAUAUCAUGCACAAGCAAAAUAUACUGAUUUAUUAGUUCGAUAUUUAUUGCAAAAAUCAUCAUAUGAAAAUGUUACUACUAAAAUGACACGUAUUACUGAACAAUUAUUAAAAAUACAAAAACUUUUAAGAGAUUUUCAUCAAUAUAUAAAGAGUAAAGUUGAUUUAAAUCAUAUUAAUCCAUUAAUGAGAUCACUUUUUCAACUAACUUAA
Adineta steineri is the source of this 1440-nucleotide messenger RNA. The record is from the annotation of a GenBank genome assembly. Lineage: Eukaryota; Metazoa; Rotifera; Eurotatoria; Adinetida; Adinetidae.